Molecule: messenger RNA, 174 nt
Organism: Aspergillus melleus
Lineage: Eukaryota; Fungi; Ascomycota; Eurotiomycetes; Eurotiales; Aspergillaceae
Exons: 2
Coding region: 1-174 (57 amino acids)
Source: RefSeq, a predicted model, not a curated record
AUGAUCGCCGGGUGGAAUUUCAGAUUCGACGCGGUGCCUUCGCCGAGUGGCUGCAGCUGCUGGAGGCAGGGGGCCGCCCCCGGGCUCGCCAAGACCUUCACGUUCCAGAAUGCCCGACGCGACAGCGAGACCUGGAAGGCGGUGUCCUCUGCCGCUAUGCCCGGGAUUGGCUGA